Messenger RNA from Arabis nemorensis, 897 nucleotides. Lineage: Eukaryota; Viridiplantae; Streptophyta; Magnoliopsida; Brassicales; Brassicaceae. The record is from the annotation of a GenBank genome assembly.
AUGAGAAACAUCGGCUUCGAAACGAUGCCGUAUUCGUCUGGGAUUCUGUUGUCGUCGUCGUCGCUUAACCUGAAGGAGGCUACGAAUUGGUGGUCGGACGUUAACGAAUCUCCGGUCUGGCAGGAUCGUAUCUUCCAUAUCCUCGCUGUUCUUUACGGAAUCGUCUCCGUCAUUGCUGUGAUUCAAUUGGUAAGAAUACAAUUGAGGGUUCCAGAGUACGGAUGGACUACGCAAAAGGUCUUUCAUUUUCUCAAUUUCCUUGUGAACGGAGUUCGAGCUCUAGUUUUUGUCUUCAGGCGAGAUGCACAGAAUAUGCAGCCAGAGAUUCUGCAACAUAUCUUGCUUGACAUUCCAAGUCUUGCUUUCUUCACUACCUAUGCGCUUCUGGUCCUCUUUUGGGCAGAGAUUUACUAUCAGGCACGUGCUGUAUCCACUGAUGGACUGAGGCCAAGUUUCUUCACAAUUAACGCGGUCGUAUACGUGGUUCAGAUUGCUCUGUGGUUGGUAUUGUGGUGGAAGCCUGUUCAAGUUAUGGUAAUCGUUUCUAAGAUGUUCUUUGCAGGUGUUUCACUGUUCGCGGCCCUUGGCUUUUUACUCUACGGAGGAAGGCUCUUCCUGAUGCUGCAACGGUUUCCGGUAGAAUCUAAAGGGCGGCGCAAGAAGCUGCAAGAGGUCGGUUAUGUGACAACCAUUUGCUUUACGUGCUUCCUCGUGAGAUGUAUCAUGAUGUGCUUUGACGCAUUCGACGAUGCAGCAGAUCUUGAUGUCUUGGAUCACCCCAUCCUAAACUUCAUAUAUUACCUAUUGGUGGAGAUAUUGCCUUCUACUCUGGUCCUCUUUAUCCUAAGAAAGCUUCCACCAAAACGCGGUAUCACACAGUACCAUCAAAUCCAAUGA